Messenger RNA from Thermothielavioides terrestris NRRL 8126, 1995 nucleotides. RefSeq lists its product as uncharacterized. Gene Ontology annotation, molecular function: protein binding. NCBI's taxonomy places the organism in Eukaryota, Fungi, Ascomycota, Sordariomycetes, Sordariales, Chaetomiaceae. Gene Ontology annotation, biological process: cell division. The coding region runs from base 1 to 1995 and encodes 664 amino acids. The transcript has 2 exons. The record is from RefSeq and is a predicted model, not a curated record.
AUGGCAUCGUCGCAACCGAACAUGGAGCGCUUCCUCCGUGACUGGCGCCAGGAUGCGCUCAACAAGGCGCAGUACGACGCGGCCAUCUUCAUCGGCGACAAGCUGCUGGCAUUGACGAAAGACGACAAGGAUGCCUUCUGGCUGGCCCAAGUCCACUUCAAUGCCGGCAACUACACUCGCUCGCACGACCUGCUCAUCUCGCAUAACUUGAUCGGCUCGAACCCGUCCUGCCGCUACCUGGCCGCCCACUGCCUCAUCCGUCAGAACAACUUCGCCGAAGCCCUGGCCUUGCUAGGCGAGGCCACCCCGACCCACCUGUUCACCACCAACGCCAACGCCAACGCCAAGCGCAAGACAAGCCGCACCACCACCCGCGGCACCAGGGCCGGCUCCAAGGCCCCCGAGCGGCAGCCCGACGAGGUCAGCGAGGAGGAGUGGUCGAUCCGGCGGUAUGAGGCCGGCAUGUGCUAUCUGCGCGGGCUCUGCUACGCCAAGGAGAACGCCUUCGACCGCGCCAAGGAGGCGUACAAGAACGCGCUGCGCAUCGACGUACAGUGUUACGAGGCUUUCACUCAGCUGGUGCGCAACUCGCUCAUGUCGCCCGACGAAGAGGAUGAAUUCAUGCAAUCUCUCGACUUCGGCUCCGUGCGAGCGCCCAAGGGCGGCGAUGAUCCGGAGCUCCAGACGGAGCCUGGGGACUACGUGCACAUGCUGUACCAGACCCAGCUCUCUAAGUACCGCAACCCUCGCGCCUUCAACGUCGCCGUCGACUCGCUCUCGACGCACUACGGGCUGGCGGACAACCCGGACAUCCUCCUGGCUCGCGCCGAGCAGCUCUACACCCAGUGCCGCUUCAAGGACGCCCUCGCCAUCACCACCAUGAUCCUGAAGGAAGACCGGUCCAACUUCCCUGCGUACCCGGUCCACCUCGCCUGCCUGUACGAACUCAAGCAGACCAACGAGCUCUUCCUGGUGGCGCAUGACCUGGCCGACAAUUACCCGGACAAGGCGUGCACCUGGCUCGCGGUGGGCACCUACUACCUCGCCACCUCCAAGAUCGCCGACGCGCGCCGCUACUUCUCCAAGUCCUCCAUGAUGGACGCGACGUUCGGGCCGGCCUGGAUCGGCUUCGCGCACACCUUCGCCGCCGAGGGCGAGCACGACCAGGCCAUCACGGCCUACUCGACGGCGGCGCGCCUCUUCACCGGCACGCACCUCCCGCACCUCUUCCUCGGCAUGCAGAACCACGCCAUGAACAACAUGACGGCGGCCGAGGAGUUCCUCAAGUCGGCCUUCUCGCUGUGCCGCACCGACCCGCUGCUGCUCAACGAGAUGGGCAUCGUGCUGUACCACCAGGACCGCCUCAAGGAGGCGACGCGGCUGUUCCGGCAGGCGCUGCGCGUGGCCGACGACACGGGCGCCGACCCGCACGCCUGGCUGGGCGUGCGCACCAACCUGGCCCACGCCUACCGCCGCCUGCGCCUGUUCGACGAGGCCCUGGCCGAGUUCGACGCCGUGCUGCGCGACGGCGGCAAGGACGCCGCCGUCCUCUGCGCCAAGGCCCUGAUCAGGCUGGACCAGGGCCGCCCGGACGACGCGGCCCGCGUGCUGCACGAGGCCCUGGCCGUCAACCCGCAGGAUCCCAUCGCCACCGAGCUGCUCAACAAGGCGCUCGAGGAGUCGUCCGCUGGGGGGCUGAUGGGCGCGCUGCGCGCCGGGCUCGAUCCGGCCGACGGUGGCGAGGAGGUCGAGGACGUGGGCAUUGCGGAGAUGGAGAGGUUUGAGCUCGAGUUGGAGGAGAAGAAGGCUGCCGCCAGGGCGAGGCUGGAGAGGCGGACGAGGGGCAGGGCCGCUGCCACGUCUUCGUCUUCGUCGGGAGAUAAGGGGAAGGGCGUCAUGAGGGGCAAUGCGCGUGGGGGCGGGAGGCGCGGGGGAGGCGGCUAUGGGGCGGAUGAGAAGGCGGAGAGCAUGAUGGAGAUGAGCGACGACGGGUGA